CUUUUGUGAGCCUUCAAUGGGCCUUGGCCUCGCCAUGCGAGGUUCCUGCCUAAUCAGAGGACCGACCGAUCCUUCAAGAUACCCUUCGGACGAUGGGAGCAUACAUACUACUCUGUACUCUAGGCUAGCUUGGUGAGGCAGUCAAGUGAUCCCGCCAUUCAUCUUCGACGCUCCUGGGUCCGUAUCAAUUGGACAUGGACAUAUAAAAGGCUCUAUAGAAUGCGAGGAGACCACAAUCUUAAUUACCCAGGACACGGACCCUGUCAAGCUCUAGUUGAAAUUCGUCUUUGAAACAGAAUUCGAGCCCAACAAGUGUCCAAAGAAGCCUACCAACAGUCUACGAAUUCCUAAUCAAUUCAAGAACCAAGGUUUCAGUACACCAUUUGGAACUCUUGGUUGAGGGAUGUCCAUGAGAGGUCGUGGUCAAUUAAGCCAAUUUGAGGUCCUCUUCUCAUUGUUUUUCAUUGUCAUCGCCAUCAUAGCAUUGGAAUGUAAUGCAUCAACGGUUUAUUUCCCUGAAAAACGAGUCCCAGGGGGGAACUACAACGACUGCCUGGACUCGAACGGAAUGGAACGCCAACUUCGAAGCGAUGGGCUCAACUCAUACCUCUUUGGUCUGGCCAGGUGUAUCACAUCAGUGGGGAGACCCAGGUUUGGGAAGCGCUCAGGAAGCCCUUCCAGAAAGGGUCUCCUCCCGUCUAAAAGUGCGAUGAUGAAAAGCUUGUACCAACUGGAACCGUCCCAAGAGACCAACCCGAACAAUCUGCAUCCCUUGGAGAGACAGAUUUCGACGUGGUCCAAUGAUUGGCUCCCAUUAGACGAAGAACUUGCUCGGCUCAUUUGGAACACUCAAGACUACUCAGAGCGAUCCAAACGACAAGAUGAGAUCACGUUUGAAGAAGCCCAGUAAUAUCCCCUCUUGUUGUGGCUUUAUUAACGGUCUGUGUGCUUAGUAAAGAAGUCCACCCCCAACCCACUCCCCGCCUCACCACGCCCACUAGGACGGAAUGACGCCCUUCGAGUCAAUAUAUUGUUGUGGUUGUUCUCAGCUCAAGAUUUCCUUUGUAUCAUCUUUUUCCUCACUUUUCUAUGUCUUUCAAUCAAGCUUUGGUUGUUCAAAGAUCUCUUCAGAUUUUUUCUAUGAGCCACGAUGAAGCACUUUUUAGUGAUGGCUUCUGUUGAUCUAGGUUUGGCUGGACUUACAUCAACCCAAGUCAAGAGAAGAAACGUCCCUUGGCUUAAUUGUAUACUUUCAUGCGCAUUCACUCAUACAUCAACCACAAUCCCUUUUCCCAAUCCAAUGAAUGAACUUGACCUGUUCUUGAGGCUCAUACUCUAAUUGAUACUUCGACAUAAUUCCACCAAUUCCUGUUUGAUUGUCACGUUGAAACCAUGGAAGUACUCAGAAGCAACUCUGCUUGUUAUUUAAUAAAGCUCAUAGAUAUACAUCCA
This is a messenger RNA of Tigriopus californicus, 1452 nucleotides long. RefSeq lists its product as uncharacterized. The coding region runs from base 404 to 910 and encodes 168 amino acids. Lineage: Eukaryota; Metazoa; Arthropoda; Copepoda; Harpacticoida; Harpacticidae. The transcript has 4 exons. The record is from RefSeq and is a predicted model, not a curated record.